AGGAGUCCUUCAGUAAGCACCAUUAGUCUCUUUUCGUUGCGCGUUAUGCUCUCGAGUGGAGUCUUUAUUGUUUUGCUCCGAUUGCCUUCAUCAAUCUACACCUCGCCAACAACACCGACCUUCUCGGUUUUUCCUGAUAUAAAGACUCCCCCACUUUCCUCGUUCAUUUUUUUUUUCUUCUCUUCACUCUCAUCUCCACAUUUCUCUCACACCUCCAACCCAACCCCUACCCCACACUCACAUACAUCAACCAUGUUCGGAUUCGGAAGCCACCACGAAGAAGUUUACGGCGAGCAGACCCACUCGUCCUCUUGGUCCCACGAGCUCAUUGCCGGCGCCGCCGCUUUCGAGGCCAUGAAGUCGUACGAGGACAAGCAGCCCGGCGAGAAGCACAAGCUUACCAAGGAGAUCUUCGCCGCCAUGGCCGCCGCCGAGACCGACAAGCUCUUCGAGACCAAGGGCCUUGACUUCCUUGACCGCGAGAAGGCCAAGCACCAGGCCAAGAAGAACGCCGAGCGCAUCUACGAGGAGAAGUACGAGUAACUCAAACUUGCCAGGUCACCGGACGAUAGUCAUCACAACCCCGGGUAUCGGCACGCGUGAGAAGACAGCAAUCCACGGUGACCAUUCGCGAACUUAGACUCUCCUUCUUCCAUGUACUCCACCAUAUUCAAAUGUAUAUAAAAGGGACAAAUAAAUUCCCUUCUUUCUAAUAAAAAAAAGAAAAAAAACAUUGAAAAAAAAAA
Molecule: messenger RNA, 746 nt
Organism: Gamsiella multidivaricata
Lineage: Eukaryota; Fungi; Mortierellomycota; Mortierellomycetes; Mortierellales; Mortierellaceae
Exons: 1
Coding region: 46-543 (165 amino acids)
Source: RefSeq, a predicted model, not a curated record